Messenger RNA from Durusdinium trenchii, 855 nucleotides. The record is from the annotation of a GenBank genome assembly. Lineage: Eukaryota; Dinophyceae; Suessiales; Symbiodiniaceae.
AAGCAAUGCAUGGAUCUUAAGCACUGCUCAUCCUGAAUGUUUGCUUAAGUGAACACUUGUUCUCAGGUUGACAAGACCAUCAUUGUGCCGGGUCAUUUAGUUGGCAAGAUCAUAGGCCCAGCGGGUGCCACCAUCAAGAAGAUGGCCGCAGACACGGGGGCCCAGAUCAACAUGGACUCGGUGGUGCAGCCAGGAGGUGGAAAGGCAGUGGUCAUUACAGCAGCAGAUCCUGCUGCUCGAGAGCGUGCCAAGGCCCAUGUGCAGAACUGGAUCAAAGACAACCAGGCUCCGGCCAUGGGACCUGGCUACCAGCCUGGCUUGGGUGGCAUGCAGCCAAUUGGUGGACUUGGUGGCAAAGGUGGCAUGGGAGGUGGCGGCAAAGGAUUGGGUAUGGGAGGUAUGGGCAUGGGACCUCCGCCUGGAGGUAUGGGUAUGGGUCCCGGUAUGGGCAUGGGUCCGGGACCUGGGAUGGGUGGAAUGGGUCCGGGCAUGGGCAAAGGCGGCAUGGGACCUAUGCCUGGCACAGGUGGCAUGGGCAAAGGUAUGGGCCCGCCAGGCGCCCCUCCCAUGGGAAUGGGGCUUGGCGGCAAAGGUAUGGGCGGCUGUGGUAUGGGCAUGCAGAACAUGCCAAAGAGCACAGGAGGCUUGAUGCCUCAAAACACAGGAAUGAUUCGGCCUGGACAGAUGGGCAUGCCGCCUCCACAAUACUGAGCUGAGAAGCCUAGUGAUCACAGUCUAGAAGCCUAGCUCAGACAAACCUUUGCUAGAUCAAAGAGGAUCCAAGCAAUGCUUAUGCAAUGUCAUCUUCUCUGAUGCAUAGAUCGGGCAGUGAAACGGAGAGAGGCCAAUUGCCAA